Parastagonospora nodorum SN15 is the source of this 762-nucleotide messenger RNA. RefSeq lists its product as hypothetical. The record is from RefSeq and is a predicted model, not a curated record. Bases 1 to 762 code for a protein of 253 amino acids. The transcript has 2 exons. Lineage: Eukaryota; Fungi; Ascomycota; Dothideomycetes; Pleosporales; Phaeosphaeriaceae.
AUGGACGACACAGCCAUCACACAGUCUGGCAUUGACCGAGGAGGCCGAGUCUCAAAGUUCACGCAGCGCAUAAUAUGUCGCUUCCGACUGAUCGAGGCAGAAGUUGUUUCCGUCCUAUGGCACGGCGAACCAAUACCGCAGAACAUGACUAUUGAACACUGGGAACAGCAAUGUAUCGACGCAAUGUCGCGAUGGCGGCAAGAAAUAUAUGCAUCAGCACAAGCCAACAAAGACCGAGGACUCGUACAGAGAUGGAAGGAGAUGAUGCUCUACUCUGACAUUGCGUAUCCCUACAUCCUCGUCACGCUAUACCGGCCUUCAAAACUCAACCCUUCACCCACAACAGAACAGAUGAUGAUCUCCCUAGCGAACGCGGUAAAAGUCGCAGACGGCUAUUACCUCCAAGCCGGAGCAGAAACCGGACGCAUCAAAUACGUCUUCCACCCCUGCCACCAUGUCUUCAACUGCGCCGUAAUCUUCCUCCAAGGCCUGCAGCGCUGCAAGCAAGAAGUCUCCGACACAUAUACGUGGAAAGAAGUCGAAGACUGGAUGUACGUGUUUGCGAAAUGCUUCUCCUCCAUCGCCGAGCGCUGGGGCGCCGCGAAACGCUGCUUGGAAGAGUACGACAGACUACUGUUACCCAUCAAAAAGGAGUACAUGGAUUUCUUGGACCAAAAGGCCAGGGCGCAACGGCCGCUUGUUCAGCCGGAAAUUUCGAUGCCGGAGGGCAUCUCCGGCGCCGGCGAAUAUCGACAUCGAUGA